Puccinia triticina is the source of this 1536-nucleotide messenger RNA. RefSeq lists its product as uncharacterized. The transcript has 12 exons. NCBI's taxonomy places the organism in Eukaryota, Fungi, Basidiomycota, Pucciniomycetes, Pucciniales, Pucciniaceae. The record is from RefSeq and is a predicted model, not a curated record. The coding region runs from base 1 to 1536 and encodes 511 amino acids.
AUGUCGCCACCAAAGGUUCUAAUAGACUAUGGCUGCGAGAUUAUCGUGGCCAAUCUCCUCCACUUGGGCAAGUUUUGCUUCCAGUUCUAUUUUGUGAGACCAUGCCCCGUUGCAAGCGAUGGCUGGUCUGCCUCGCCAUCUGCCCACUGCCGCGUUCUCUCCAGCGGGACGCCGAUUUCCCCGCCGGGCUUCCGGCCCCUCGCGCCUCCCCCUCGUCCCGGUCAGGGGCCCGGCAUGGGAGCACAGGAGGAUGCUGGUUGCUGUAUGGGUGUUGUGGUGGUGCUUUCGGCCAGCUCGGCGGGUGCAGCCGAUCACUCGUCUGUGGUCAGGAGCCGGCAGCGAUGGCGCGAUCCCAGGAGGCCGAUCGCACCACCCCUCUGUCCCGAUGGCGUGCUCCCCAGGGACCCAUCGCCAUACAAAUACCCCCCAAGCCGCGCCCGAAAGCCUCCAUCCCUCGCCGAACACCCCCACCGUGCCCGGAUGUGCAGGUCAGCAGCAGCCAGCCCAUGUCCAUCCUCUGCAGCAACUGACCGAUUCGAGCACAGACUGCUCAUCUUCAAGGGCGAGCCCAUCGGCCUGUCCCACCUCAUCACCAAGCCCUCCCACUCGAUUAUCAACCAGGCCUUCGACUGCCGUCUGCGCUUAGAUGCGAGACCGGUCAACGCCGACGGAUUCGGCGUAGGCUGGUACGACGCCGAGCGCGCCGACGCCGUGCCUUGCGUCUUCCAAGCCAUCACCCCCGCCUGGUCGAACCGAAAUCUGCAUCGGCUGGCCGAGAAGAUCCGCUCUCCGCUCGUCUUUGCCCAUGUCCGGGCCAGCACGACGGGAGCGCUGAGCGAAGAGAACUGCCAUCCAUGGACCUACGGCUCCUUGCUCUGGAUGCACAACGGCAAUAUCUCCGGCUUCGCUAAGAUCAAACGCCAGCUGCAGAACGAACUCUCCGAAGAAUUCUUCCAUUUCCCCCAAGGGAGCACGGACUCGGAGUGGGCGUUUGCGCUGUUCCUGAACGAGCUGAGCAAGAUCGCGGAUCCGAAGGCGGCCAGGUUUGGCUGCGAGCAGCUGAAAGCAACGAUGCUCUUGACGCUGGCGAAGCUCAAGAGAUGGUGGAUGGAGGCGGGGGAGGCCGAGCCGAGCCGGAUGAACUUCGCCCUCACCGACGGCCACACCGUCGUCGCCACCAGGUACGUCACCAGUCUCGUCGAGGACGCCGCCAGCCUCUUCUUCGCCACCGGCUCCGCCUUCCAGCCCGCCUAUAAGCCGCCCCGCCGCCCCGCCACCCCCUCUCCCCCCGCCUUUCUCGCAGACGCACAUCUCCCAAGACCCGCCGAACAGUAUCGCAUGCAAAAGACCGACAGGAGAGAGAAGAUCGUCCUGAUCGCCUCCGAGCCGCUGACGUUCGAGAAGACGGACUGGCUGGAGAUCCCGUGCCAGACGCUGGUCCUCGUCACGCCCAAGAUGAACGUCCUGCAGUUCCCGAUCAUCGACGAGUUCGUCAACAACGUGUACAAGACUGUCGGCCGCUCGCGCUCCUCUUGA